ACUCUACGAAGUUCGACGUUCUGUGAAAUUUUUAGGUUAAAGUAUUAAAAUUAAAGAAAUGGGUUCUAAUAAGCGGCACAAGACUGAAAAAACUCGUGAAACUAAGAAAAAACGUCAUCGCAGCCGUUCUAGAUCGCACUCUAUAGAACGUGAAAAAGUCGACAAACAUAGGCAUCAUAAAAAACAUAAAAGAAGAGAACGCAAGGAUCACGACAGCGAUGUCGAAAUUGUUAGCGCUCCACCACCCCCAAAAAUAUCAAGAAUAUCACAUGCACUGACGCCUCCACCACCUCCUGAAAUAUCUCGUCCAAGGAGUGUAUCUCCAUCCAAAGGAGGAGCAGCACAGACAUCGUUGUCUAUCGAAGAAACAAAUAAGUUACGAGCAAAGCUUGGUCUAAAACCUUUAGAGACCAGUACUACCUCCGUUGAUGAUCCUAACAAGAUCAAAGAUGAUUUGGGAGAAUUUUACCACAAGCCAGCACCAAAUACUAACGAUAAAGUAAAAACGCAAAAGAUCAAAGAUAGACUGAACACUCAGAAGGAAAAACGACAGAUUGAAUCCAAUCUCUCAAAACUCAAGACAUUGGGUGAAAGCGAUUCAGAUGAUGACGCCAAGGCUUGGGUGCAAAAAAAUCGUCGCCUUCAGUUGGAAAAAAAGAAGGCUGAUGAAAGGGCAAAAAUGUUGGAUCAGUUGGACGAAGAGUUCGGUAUAGGUACUCUCGUUGAGGAAGAGGUUCAAAGUGAACGCCGUUCAGCCUAUUCGAAUAAAGAUUUACGAGGGCUCAAAGUCGAACAUGACAUGGAUACGUUUGAGGAAGGCAAGACUCUUGUACUGACCCUCAAAGAUCAGGCAGUUUUAGAUGAGCAUGAAGAUGUACUAGUAAACGUGAAUAUGCUGGACGAAGAGCGUUAUUCACGUAGUAAUUUGAAUAAAACUAAAAAGCCUGGAUACGAUGCAUAUGAUGAAGAUAAUUUUGAUGAGUUUGGUUUCCCAGUGAAAACGGUUCUAGACAAAUAUGAUGAAGAGAUAGAUGGACAGAAGAAGGAAAGUUUUGCAAUUGGUUAUGAUAAUGCUAAAGAACGAAAACAACGACAAUCUGAAAUUGUAAAACACCGCCUAGCUAACAAAAAGUUGGAAACACUGAGGAUGCCGGAGCUACAGUUAGCUAGCGAAUAUUACACUGAUGCAGAGUUGGCAAAGUUUAAAAAACCUAAGAAAAAAAUACGAAAAAUCAGACAGAAAAAGAUGUUAAAGGCAGACGAUCUUGUUCCUGAUACAACUGAUUAUCUCAGAGAUUUAGGUAGUCGUCGGAAUCCAAGACACAAAGAAAAGAAGAACCAUGAAGAUCCUGAAAAUCUUAUUAUGGAUGUCGACGAUACAGAAAAUCCAAGCGAAGACUUGUCGGGUGUUAAAAUUGAAGAUGAUGACAGAGAACUCGAAUGGCAGUUGGCGUUAAAAAAAGCACAACGUGUGAAACUAGCACGUCAAUCUGGGGUAGAAAAAGUUGCUCAAACAAUAAAACAAGAGAUUGACAAUUCAAAUGAAAAUCAAGUUGGUAAUAUUGUACUCAAUGCGACUGCUGAAUUUUGUAGAACAUUAGGAGACAUUCCAACUUACGGGCUUGCUGGAAACAGGGAAGAAAAUGUUCAAGAACUCAUGGACUUUGAGGCUGAGGGGAUCAAAGAUGAAACGGUAGAUGAUGGAGAAGACGCUGAUGGCCGUGGAGCUUGGAAUACAGUAAAAAUAGAUGAAGCUGCAGCUGAGCCAAUAACACUGGAAGCUGCAAUUUUGGAUGCAGAACCUUCGCUUGGACAGGGUGUAGGCGGUGCUCUAAGACUUGCAAUGAGUAAAGGUUAUUUACAAAAAGAGGAUACUAAUCGACCUUCUGCAUCCCGUUUUGCUCAUUUACAAGCACAAAAUUAUUCUAUUGAAGAUAAAACUUAUGGGGACGAUGACAAGUUUGGCAGAAGAGAUAGGUUUAAUGGGCCAACUUCCGAAUUCAAAGAACGAGACGGAUUUAAGCCCAAUGUCAAGUUGGAAUACAUCGAUGAUGAUGGGCACGUCUUGAGUGCCAAAGAAGCAUUCCGAUAUCUCUCUCAUAAAUUUCAUGGUAAAGGUCCUGGGAAGAACAAGGUUGAAAAGAGAAUGAAGAAAUCCGAGCAAGAAGUAUUGAUGAAGCGGAUGUCUUCUACUGAUACUCCACUAGGAACACUUAAUCUAUUGCAAGCCAAGCAGAAAGAAACACAAUCUCCAUACAUUGUGCUGAGUGGAAGCAAGCAGUUACAAACGACGAGCAUAUCGAAAACGAAGCAUUAAAAUGAUCAAUUAAAAAAAGAAAAAUCAAGAUGUACAUUAUUAUACAUAAUAUAAUAAUAAAUCUCGGAUAAGGUUUGCGCAAGGGUGAGUAUUCUGAAGCUCAAUUGGCAGGUGUCUUUAGAAUAUUACAUAAAUCAGCAGAUCCUAUGACAAAAAUUUUGAUCAUCAUUAUAAUACAAAGCCCGUUUUUAUCCUCGUAUUAUUUACAAUAUUCGUAUGUCUAGAUGUCUGUAUAAUACCAUUGUUUAGACGCUUACAAUUGCCUUUAACACCGUAAUAAGGUGUCACAAUAUCAUGAUACAAUUAUUGAAGUUCAUAAAUUAAUUUCGAUAAAUAAUGAGUUCUAUGUCGCAACUAGGAGAAUUUCUUAUUUACAUUACAAGUCAAAUUAAUUAUUCAAUCAAAGUCGUCAGUAAUUUAUUCUUAGGAAAUAUUAAAUUUGAAAAGUGUGAAAUGGAAGUCUUCAAAAUAGCGAAAACUGAUUCACUAUAGCAAUACAAAUAUUCGGAGCAUAAACUGAUGACGAAGGAAUUUUUAUAGAAAAUAUAUGAAGAAAUGAGCUAAAACAAAUAAAUGUAAACAAAAAAAAAAACAAUAAAAUUACGUCAUUCG
Molecule: messenger RNA, 2929 nt
Organism: Diprion similis
Lineage: Eukaryota; Metazoa; Arthropoda; Insecta; Hymenoptera; Diprionidae
Product: U4/U6.U5 tri-snRNP-associated protein 1
Exons: 11
Coding region: 59-2317 (752 amino acids)
Biological process (GO): maturation of 5S rRNA; mRNA cis splicing, via spliceosome
Cellular component (GO): U4/U6 x U5 tri-snRNP complex
Source: RefSeq, a predicted model, not a curated record